AAUCUCAAGGGUCACUAUAAAAAGUCAAUCACAGUUGCAGCCCCGCCAGACACACUCCACACGUGUGAGAGACGAGGCAAGAGGCGCGCUCAGGCGAGGAUGCUGACACAAGGCUGCGACAUCUCAGAGUCACCAUAGUGGUCACAUGAGAAGGUCACCGCAGAUAGACGUGGACAACGCGAGACGCCGGGACAGCGAAGAGUCUGCAACUUAAAAACAAUAUAUAUUUGGCGGUCAACCAUCACCAUGUCUUUUGCGAUGCUGCGCCAUGCCCCACCUGCCCGCUUUCUGUACCCCGACAUCAGCAUGCUUUCCGACGACGACGAAAGCGGCAGCGACAGUUCGGGGUGCGGCGAUAAAGCUUUUCACCACUCGAUGGACAGGAGUGGCAGGAGAGGAGACAAGAAGUGUUCACGACUGCAGCAAGAGACGCGAGAACCGCGACAACGCCACACGGCCAACGCCCGCGAAAGGGACAGGACGAACAGCGUCAACAGCGCCUUCACCGCCCUGCGCACGCUUAUUCCCACAGAGCCCGCCGACCGCAAGCUCAGCAAAAUAGAGACUCUACGCCUGGCGUCCAGCUACAUCUCCCACCUAGGAAACGUAUUACUCCUCGGAGACACUUGUGGAGACGGGCAGCCGUGCCACACCAGCAGUCCCUACUACCAGCAUCACCACCCAACCACUAGCAGCCCCAAACACCGAGAGAGCGAGCCAGGCCAACCCAAGCAGAUCUGCACCUUCUGCCUCAGCAACCAAAGGAAGCUGGGAAAGGACAGAGAAAGGAAGACGGCGAUCAGAACCUAAUGACAGCUCUGGGGGACCCCACAGACACCCCCAGACCACAGCCUGAAGGUACGACAACUAUAAGCCAGAAAAAGAACUCCGGCCAAUCACAGGGGAGAGACCACCGCAGCUCCGAGAGUGGGAGGAGACUGAACAGGACGCAUAUAUCUUAAGGCCCCCAUUUUCACCUCCGCUUAAAGCCUCCAACAGGGGCCGAUUUUCCAUAAGCUUCCAUUGGUCUCCAGCCAACACAACUGAAAUAAAGGCGCAGUCCACUCCGUACAUCCGCCAUGUAUAUCAUAUUCUUCAGUACCUCGUGGGCGGGUCUACUCCCUCUGCAUCUUCCUCCCCCGCCCCGUAUCAGAGAUGGUGAGGAGCUUCACGGAUCUGAAUAAAUGUGGUUCCCAGAUUACCAACAACAAGCAGCAGGGAGACUCCUGAGGACAACAAAGACAUCUACCCCACCCUUCACCCACCCAGGCUGGGCGGAUCAGAGGAAUGCGCCACUUGUGUGCAUCAAGGCGUUAUGGUAUAUGUAUGUGCCAUUGCUGCUCAUCUCACACAUUUCUAUGGAGCCAGAAGAGGAAUACAAUCCUCCUGAAGGCGUGUUCACUGUCAGCGAACUUUCCUGAAUCUCCAGAAACUGGCUGAGCGACGCGUAAGCGGAGUGACACCAUAUUUUAUAAUCUAGAGGACAAUGUAUGGGGGGGUGGGGGGGAGGUGAGCGGACUGACAGAUGUGAUAUAUGGGGCCCUUGGCCCCCACAAUGUAUGUGUCUUAUUUAUCAAUAAAGAGAUCAAGGUGAUUAUCAA
Rana temporaria (common frog) is the source of this 1601-nucleotide messenger RNA. It is a transcript of the gene SCX, whose product is annotated as scleraxis bHLH transcription factor. Bases 247 to 810 code for a protein of 187 amino acids. Gene Ontology annotation, biological process: regulation of transcription by RNA polymerase II; developmental process. The transcript has 2 exons. The record is from RefSeq and is a predicted model, not a curated record. Lineage: Eukaryota; Metazoa; Chordata; Amphibia; Anura; Ranidae. Gene Ontology annotation, molecular function: DNA-binding transcription factor activity, RNA polymerase II-specific; RNA polymerase II transcription regulatory region sequence-specific DNA binding; protein dimerization activity.